AUGGCUCCAGUCGGCGGCGGCUCGCAGUUCGACCAAGCGGCUCUGCAAAGGCGACAGGCUUUACAGGGUCGUGCGGGACCAGCAGCACUUGUCAGAAAUGCCAGAGUCUUCGGCAUCGCAUGCUUCGCGUGCCUGGGAGGUCUUCUCUAUGGGUACAACCAAGGAGUCUUCAGCGGUGUUCUGACGAUGACCUCGUUCAAUGAUCAUAUGGGAGUAUGGACCAGAGACCAAACGAAGAAAGGCUGGCUCACUGCCAUUCUUGAGCUCGGAGCCUGGGUCGGGUGUUUGUACUCUGGAUUCCUGGCCGAGAUCUUGUCGCGCAAAUUCGCCAUUCUCAUCAACACUGCCAUUUUCAUCAUUGGUGUCGUCGUCCAGACUACUGCAGUAACCGGUGUCGGCGCAAGUGCCAUCCUUGGCGGACGUUUCAUCACGGGUAUGGGCGUUGGUUCCCUUUCAAUGAUUGUCCCCAUGUAUAACGCCGAAGUUGCUCCUCCUGAGGUCAGAGGUGCUCUUGUCGGCCUCCAACAGCUCGCUAUCACCACAGGUAUCAUGAUCUCCUUCUGGAUUGACUACGGCACGAACUACAUCGGCGGCACCGGCCCAGGCCAACACGACGCAGCCUGGCUUGUUCCCCUAGCUCUUCAGCUCGUCCCAGCAGUCCUGCUCGGUGUCGGCAUGAUCUUCAUGCCCUUCUCCCCAAGAUGGCUCGAGCACCACGGCCGCGAAGCAGAUGCGAGGAAGACGCUCGCAAGCCUCCGCGGUCUACCACAAGACCAUGAACUGAUCGAGCUGGAGUAUCUUGAGAUCAAGGCCCAGUCGCUUUUUGAAAAGAGGUCCAUUGCGGAGCAGUUCCCGGGCCUUGCGGAUGGUUCUGCUUGGAACACGGUUAAGUUGCAAUUUAUUGCGAUUGGUUCGUUGUUCAAGACGAUGCCGAUGUUCAGAAGGGUUGUGUUGGCGACCGUUACGAUGUUCUUUCAGCAGUGGACUGGUAUCAAUGCCAUCCUCUACUACGCGCCGCAGAUCUUUGCUGGUCUCGGAUUGUCUUCGAAUACCACAUCCCUCCUCGCAACUGGCGUAGUCGGCAUCGCUAUGUGGCUCGCCACCUUCCCAGCCGUAGCCUACGUCGACAAGCUCGGCCGCAAGCCCAUCCUCGUCUCCGGCGCCAUCGGCAUGGCGACCUGCCACAUCAUCAUCGCCGUCAUCGUCGCAAAGAACCAAAGCGACUGGGAAUCCCACUCAGCAGCAGGCUGGGCCGCAGUCGCGAUGGUCUGGCUCUUCGUAGUCUUCUUCGGAUACUCCUGGGGACCUUGCGCCUGGAUCGUCAUUGCGGAAAUCUGGCCAAUCUCGCAAAGACCAUAUGGUAUCGCUCUCGGUGCUUCGUCCAACUGGAUGAACAACUUCAUCGUGGGGCAGGUGACGCCUGAUAUGCUGACGGGUAUGACGUACGGGACCUACCUCUUCUUUGGUAUUCUGACAUUCCUUGGAGCUGGAUUUAUAUGGUUCGCGUUCCCGGAGACCAAGGGGCUGUCGCUGGAGGAGAUGGAUGUGCUAUUUGGAUCUGUUGGGCUUUGCUGCGGCGGACCAUGA
Messenger RNA from Fulvia fulva, 1587 nucleotides. Its product is annotated as putative quinate permease. The transcript has 4 exons. Gene Ontology annotation, cellular component: membrane. Gene Ontology annotation, biological process: carbohydrate transport; transmembrane transport. Gene Ontology annotation, molecular function: carbohydrate:proton symporter activity. Bases 1 to 1587 code for a protein of 528 amino acids. The record is from RefSeq and is a predicted model, not a curated record. NCBI's taxonomy places the organism in Eukaryota, Fungi, Ascomycota, Dothideomycetes, Mycosphaerellales, Mycosphaerellaceae.